Messenger RNA from Acanthisitta chloris (rifleman), 763 nucleotides. RefSeq names its product CREB-regulated transcription coactivator 1-like. NCBI's taxonomy places the organism in Eukaryota, Metazoa, Chordata, Aves, Passeriformes, Acanthisittidae. Gene Ontology annotation, cellular component: nucleus; cytoplasm. Gene Ontology annotation, molecular function: cAMP response element binding protein binding. The record is from RefSeq and is a predicted model, not a curated record. Gene Ontology annotation, biological process: positive regulation of transcription by RNA polymerase II.
CUACAGCUGCAGAAAACCCAAUACUUGCAACUGGGACAGAGUCGUGGCCAGUACUAUGGUGGGUCACUGCCAAAUGUGAACCAGAUUGGGAACAGUGCCAUGGAUCUCCCCUUCCAGACUCCUUUCCAGUCCUCUGGCCUGGACACGAGCAGGACAACUCGGCACCAUGGGCUGGUGGACAGAGUGUACCGGGACAGGAACCGCCUGGGCUCCCCUCACCGACGGCCUCUCUCCGUGGAUAAACAUGGCAGACAGGUGGACAGCUGUCCCUAUGGCACAGUGUACCUGUCCCCUCCCUCAGACACGAGCUGGAGAAGGACAAAUUCUGACUCUGCCUUGCACCAGAGUACCAUGGCUCCAACCCAGCAGGAAAGGAAUCCUUCAGGGUCACAGGACAUGCAGCAAAAGAGAGUUUUGUUACUGACUGUCCCUGGAAUGGAGGAAACCACCUCUGAGGCAGACAAAACCCUCUCUAAGCAAGGCUGGGACACUAAAAAGACUGGGUCAUCGAGGCCUAAAUCAUGUGAAGUUCCAGGAAUCAACAUCUUCCCAUCAGCUGACCAGGAGAACACUACCACCCUGAUUCCUGCCACGCACAACACGGGAGGUUCCCUGCCAGACCUGACCAAUAUCCACUUCCCUUCCCCUCUCCCCACGCCGCUCGAUCCCGAGGAAUCCACAUUCCCAGCCCUGAGCAGCUCCAACAGCACCGGAAAUCUUGCUGCCAAUCUGACUCACUUGGGCAUCAGCACUGCCAGUCAGG